AUCAUACGAUAUUUAGCAGCCCAUCUCAUUUAAAAGGCAACAUUUCUCAGCGAACGCUCGUAGAAAGUGGUCAACCAAUGAGCUGAGAAGAAUACUGUUCCCUAUCGAAGAAGUGGGUUUUCUCAGUAGCGUGGCGGAGGGCAAUACCGGUUCGAUUUAUCAUCUCUUGGCAGUGUCGUGGAGCUGUGCUUAGUCCAGUGGUUAGUCAUUGAUACAUAAAGGACAUUCGGGAAGGACUACGAACGAUACGGCAAUACGGCAAUAUUAGAUAUAAUUUGAUUUUAUUCAAGAAGAAAGAAAAAAAUAAGAAAGUAAAUACGGACGAGGACGAUCGAACUAAGAGAGGAAGAAAUGUCGUUUCGACAAAAGACGCUUUUAUGCGUCAUCUUGAUUAUCGUCACAGUACAAUGUCAAAAAAAUAAAAAGGAUGAAGAUAAAAAAGAUGAAGAAUUCACAUGCCCGGAAGGUCAGGGAAAUGGAAAUUUCGCUGAUCCUGCAACCUGUAGAAGAUUUUAUCAGUGUGUAGAUGGAUAUCCGUACUUAAAUAGGUGUCCUUCGGGAUUACACUUUGAUGAUAUUAGCAAAUUUUGCACCUUCAAAAAUGAAGCCCGUUGUGGACCUAUUGCUGCGACUCCACCUCCGGUAACGGAUCCUCCAACGGAUCUUGCAGAGAGAUGUGAUACAGCAAACUGUCAGCUUCCAUACUGCUUCUGUUCACGCGAUGGAACGCUUAUACCCGGUGGUCUUCAACCGGAGGAGACGCCACAAAUGAUAAUAAUGACAUUUGAUGGAGCGAUAAAUCAUAAUAAUUUUGAUCAUUAUCAAAAGAUUUUUACACAAGAUCGAUUAAAUCCAAACAACUGUCCAUUGAAAGGUACCUUUUUCAUCUCUCAUGAGUAUUGUAAUUAUAAUAUGGUACAAAGUCUAGCGCACGAUGGUCAUGAAAUAGCUACGGAAACAAUAUCACUUCAAAAAGGAUUAGAAGAUAAAGGUUACGAAGAAUGGGUCGGUGAAAUGAUUGGAAUGCGAGAAAUCCUAAAGCAUUUUAGUAAUAUUUCAGCAAAUGAAAUCGUUGGUAUGAGAGGACCUUAUUUGAAACCUGGUCGAAAUACUCAAUAUAAAGUAUUAGAAGAUUUUGGUUAUAUAUAUGAUAGUAGUAUUGGAAUUUCACCUCUAAAAACACCUAUAUGGCCAUAUACUCUCGAUUACAAAAUACCUCAUGAAUGUAAAGCUGGUACUUGUCCCACUAAAUCAUUUCCAGGAGUAUGGGAAUUACCUCUAAAUGCACAUUAUGUUGAGAGUUAUGAAGGUGGACAUUGUCCUUAUCUAGAUCAAUGUGUCUUACAUAAUCAUGAUCCUGAAGAAGUAUUUGAUUGGUUGCAAGAAGACUUCAACAGAUAUUAUGAACAAAAUAGAGCACCGUAUAUGAUGCCAUUUCAUACUAAUUGGUUUCAAAUAAAGGAACUUGAAAGAGGACUUUCUAAAUUUCUUGAUUGGGCAGUGACAUUACCAGAUGUUUACUUUGUGACUGCCACACAAGCAUUAACUUGGAUAACUGAUCCAAAACCAGUUAAAUCUUUAAAUAAUUUUGAAGGUUGGUCAUGUAAGAAAAAAGAAAAUAUUCCUGGACCACCUUGUAAUAAUCCAAAUAAAUGUGCUUUGGACUUUAAGCCUCCAGAAUCCAACUUCACUACAACUAGGUAUUUGGAAACAUGUAGAGAAUGUCCUUAUAAAUACCCCUGGUUGGGAGACGCAAAAGGUACUGGAUUAUACAACGAUAAUUAUAAUCCUGAAAAAAAGUAAAUUUGUAUUGCUAAAUAAAUUAGGUGUAAUAUUAUGAUUGUCAGUUAAGUUACAUUUUGUUUAUUGUUAUCAUCAAAAUGGUUGCUAUAUGUGAUAAAGGUCAUUGAUUCGUUGGUAAAGAAUGUCUACAAAUUCUGAAUACCUAUAAAUAAUACAGUUUAUUUCAAGGAAAUACUAUCAUAUAUCUAUCUAAAGAAAUGCCAAAAUGUAUCAAGAAAUAUUCCUAUUAAGAAAUAUCUAUAUUUCAUUAAUUAUUCAAUAGUUAUGAACAGUAUAAAAAUCAUAUAAGGUUAUAUAUCUUAACCUUUUUUCUUUGCACAUAUUUUUUCAAAAAUUUCAUUUUUAAUAAAUAUAUGAUUUUUUUUUUUAUUGCAAGUCAUUUUGAUAGACUAGGUUAAAAUAUACAAUUAAAUACUCCACAUUCCUAUAAUUCUCAUGAAUUUUUCCUAAUUUAAUUCUCACUUAAACUAAUAAAAUACUAUUUGUUCAAUUAAUUUAUAUGUUAAGGUCUACUUUAUUUUAUCUAUUCUGUAAUUUUUAUGAAUUUAUAUAAGUCAUAUCAGAUUAAUUUAUUUAUUGUGUUACUAAGAACAUAGUGACACAAGAUAAGGUAAAUAUCUUAUGUAUUAAUUAUUUUUUAUACAAUAUAUUCAAAAAAAAAAAAAAAUAUAUGUAGAAGAUAUUAUAGCUACAAUUAUAACUCACUGAUCUAGUACAAUAUAGUUUAAAUAACUAUAUUAUUUAACGAAUUGGAUACCAAGGUUCAAACACUUCACCCCACUUUUUACGUUC
Vespa crabro (European hornet) is the source of this 2595-nucleotide messenger RNA. RefSeq names its product chitin deacetylase 1 (gene Cda4). NCBI's taxonomy places the organism in Eukaryota, Metazoa, Arthropoda, Insecta, Hymenoptera, Vespidae. Gene Ontology annotation, cellular component: extracellular region. Gene Ontology annotation, molecular function: chitin binding. Gene Ontology annotation, biological process: carbohydrate metabolic process. The coding region runs from base 352 to 1803 and encodes 483 amino acids. The record is from RefSeq and is a predicted model, not a curated record. The transcript is spliced from 9 exons.